GCACGUAAUGUAAUACAACGCAUAUUCCGAAAUCCGAAUGCUGCGUUAUUAUUCUCUUCGUAUCGUCACUCGUCUUUGUGAAUUAUCGUGAAUUGUUAUGCAGACGAUGUAAUUCACAUCAUGCUGUUAUGUUUUCGUUAUCAUUGUCAAUAAUAAACAUGCUAUCCUUUUUCCGAAAGUUAUCAAUUGGUGGAAAGAUAAAGGAUGGUAUACUGCCAGAGACAGUCAUGGGAACGGCAGAGGAUCUAUUGACGGCGAAGAAUCAAACGUUAAAGACGGAUAUCGAGUUAAAAGAAUCCGUUUACGGCAAGUUUUGCGCUCUAUUUGUGUCUUGUAACGCGCGACCUUUUGGAUAUUGUCCGAUAUCAUUGAUAUGCAAUUCUUAUUGCUCUUCAGAUUUAUUAAGGACAAUCAAGGAUCCUGAAAAACCACAAACUUUGGAGCAACUGGAUGUUGUCUAUGAAGAUUGCAUCAAAGUUUGCCACAGCACCCCAGGAGGAGUUUCUGUCAUUCGUGUGGAAUUUAAUCCUACAGUGCCUCACUGUUCUUUGGCAACUCUAAUAGGAUUGUGCAUCCGCGUUAAAUUAGAACGUCAAUUAUCAGCUUCAUUUAAAUUAGACAUCUAUAUUAAAAAAGGUGCACAUUCUACUGAACAAGAAAUUAAUAAACAAGUUAAUGAUAAGGAACGUAUAGCGGCUGCAAUGGAAAAUCCAAACUUACGGGAACUGGUGGAGAAAUGUAUACUAGAAGAGGAUUAUUAGUGUUUUGCGAUAAAGCAUAUGCUACAUCAGAUAUUUUUCCAAAAUACAAUUUUAAUCUAAUUUAUGAUAAUCAUGUAAAUAAAUAACGUACUUUGUUUAUAUUGACGUAUAAUUAAGUCCAACUCAUCUCGCGCAUAAACGCGUAAUAAAAUUAUUUUAAUAGAGAUAUUACAAUUAUUAUAAAUCAAAUUUUUGUAACUUGAUAAUUAUAAUCUUGUAUUUUAGAGAUGCAUAAGUGUAUACCUAUCUAAUCGUAUAGA
Molecule: messenger RNA, 1021 nt
Organism: Trachymyrmex cornetzi
Lineage: Eukaryota; Metazoa; Arthropoda; Insecta; Hymenoptera; Formicidae
Gene: galla-1
Product: cytosolic iron-sulfur assembly component galla-1
Exons: 3
Coding region: 129-761 (210 amino acids)
Source: RefSeq, a predicted model, not a curated record